GCGAUGGAGGCGGUGGUGCUGCUGGACUUAAGGGCGAUCCUGUAAAAAGCAAGCGAGAAGAAAAUCGUGGUGGUAGCGGUCACCUUAAGGCGCAGACCACAUCGUCAUCUUCGGCUUCACCGCCCCUCUAUUUAUAGAGCGAGAGAGCGGAGAAAGAGAUAGAGACGAAGAGACAAAACGAGAGCGAUGAAGGCGGUGGUGCUGCUGGACUUCUGGGCGAGCCCGUUCGGGCAGCGGUGCCGCAUCGCAUUGGCGGAGAAGGGAGUGGAUUACGAGUACAGGGAGGAGAACGUCCUGGGGGACAAGAGCCCGCUGCUGCUGCAGUCCAACCCCGUGCACAAGAAGAUCCCCGUCCUCAUCCACGAUGGCAAGCCCGUGUGCGAGUCCCUGAUCAUCGUCCAGUACAUCGACGAGGCGUGGCCCGACCGCGCGCCGCUGCUUCCCGCCGACCCCUACUCCCGCGCCCAGGCCCGUUUCUGGGCCGACUUCGUCGACGUGAAGUUCAAUGAAUGCGGGUCAAGGCUGUGGAAGCUCAAGGGCGAGGCCCAGGCGGCGGCCAAGGAGGAGUUCAUCGGGAUCCUCAAGCUGCUGGAGGGCGAGCUGGGGGACAAGAAGUACUUCGGCGGUGACGCCUUCGGAUUCGUCGACGUCGCGCUCGCCCCCUUCGUGUCCUGGUUCUACAGCUACGAGACCUGCGCCGGCUUCAGCAUCGAAGAGGCGGCGCCCAAGGUGGCGGCCUGGGGCAAAAGGUGCAUGGAGCGGGAGAGCGUGGCCAACGCACUGUCACACCCCGACAAGAUCUACGAGAUAGUCGGCGUUCUCAAGAAGAAAUUUGGAGUCGAGUAGUCUGCAGUAGUAGUAGUAGCAGUGACUGUGUGUUGCAUGGUGUUUGCCUUCUUUGUGUCUGAUGAGAUACACACUUGUUGGUGGUGUAUACCACUUGAAUAAUUGCCCUCUCUGUUAUCUUCUCGAAUAAUACUAUAUCACUUCUUGGUGGUGUUAUGGGGCACCUGCACCAUUCUUUCAUUAGA
Musa acuminata subsp. malaccensis (wild Malaysian banana) is the source of this 1031-nucleotide messenger RNA. Lineage: Eukaryota; Viridiplantae; Streptophyta; Magnoliopsida; Zingiberales; Musaceae. The record is from RefSeq and is a predicted model, not a curated record.